CUCUCCCUCGCUAUCACUUUUAUAACUUGCAGCCUGUUGUGAGAAUCAGAAAAAGCUCAACGCGGCAUUACUACGUUGACAUUAGUAACCGCGCACGGGCUCGCGGAAACUAAUACUAUAUUUUUUAACAUUAAAAUUGUAUUAGUGAUCUAACGUCAUACUGUUCGGACGUUUUUAAACGUUGUGUAAAAGAUUUAAGAACAUAAAAAGGAAUUAAAUUAUUCCAGUAAUUUUUUUUUUUUAUUUGAGAGCAACCUUUUUGAUUACUGAUUACAAAAGCGUUUCAAUAUUUCAACGAUGAUUUUUAGAUCGUCUACUAAUCUGGUGAUUAGCCUAGCUUUCAUUGUCUUGUUCAGACCAGCUAAAACUAUUGAUCUUGCCCGAUUUUAUGGACACGUACAUUCCAAACGUUCAGGAGAUGCUUGUCACCCUUACGAGCCAUUCAAAUGCCCGGGAGAGGCAACGUGUAUCUCUAUUCAGUAUUUAUGUGAUGGGGCUCCAGAUUGUCGAGACGGAUACGAUGAAGAUCCUCGACUUUGUACAGCUGCUAGGAGACCACCCGUAGAAGAAACUGCUAGCUUUCUGCAAUCUCUUCUGGCAAGUCAUGGUCCAAAUUAUCUCGAAAAACUUUUUGGCAGUAAGGCAAGAGAUGCAUUAGCACCGUUAGGCGGUGUUAAUAUGGUGGCAAUCGCACUUUCUGAAUCUCAAACAAUUGAAGAUUUUGGAGCCGCAUUACAUUUAAUGCGUUCGGAUCUCGAACACUUGCGUUCAGUGUUUAUGGCAGUCGAAAAUGGAGAUUUGGGAAUGUUGAAAUCGCUCGGAAUUAAAGAUUCUGAACUUGGUGACGUUAAAUUUUUCCUUGAAAAGCUUGUUAACACAGGUUUUCUUGAUUAAAAUGUUUAAGACUUAAAAAAAAAAAGUAGUGGUUUUUAGCAAAAUACCACUACUAUUUUGCGCGAUUACGAAGUCACAAUUUCAUUUACCCUUAAACAUUGCGAAAAAAAAAAAUUUCAUCCACAACUUAUAAUUAAGAGUAAAAAAUGAAAGUAUAUAUAUUUAUCGCAUUUUUUGCUGUGCGAAUUCAACUAUAUAAUCAGAAGGGACUCGUGUUUAUUUUUCCAUGUAUAAGAUGAAAAAAUUUUUGUCGACUUUAAAAAUUUUUAACUAUAUACAUUUUGAAAUCGCAAUUAUCUCAAUCGGGAUAAUAAUAAUUAUUAUUAUUCUUUCAUAAUAAUAUCUUGCUAUACAAUCUUUACAAUUUUCCUAUUCGAGCUUAUCUGUACAGCUUUGCAUAAAAUAAAUGCAACAAUGGUACAAUAUUGUUAGCUAAUUUGUGAGGAGAGGGAGUAGUAAAGUAUUAAAUAUUUAAUACUUGCUAUUUUAAUUUACUUCCUACGUUGAGACAGAGAUGAUAAUCGUAACAUAAAUAUGGAUGGCCUAUUCAGAUUAUUAUAGGUUGCUAUUUAAAGUCAAAGUUAAAUAAUUAAUUUUUUUUUUUCAGUAUUAUUUUUUUAUUUAGAUAUUUUUAUUAAUAAUGAAUUCUUCCACCGGAAUAAUUUUCUUCCCAACUUUUACGUUUACUCAAACUUCCAUAUGUUUUUAAUUAUAGGAAGAAUACUAAUCACUCAAAAGUAAAAUUAUUUUUUAGCUUUCAAUAAAUGUAAGUGUGGUUCAAUAAUUUUUUUCUUCUAUCUUAAUUGAUUCCGUAGAUUGAGAAAAAUAUUGCUGAGUAAUAUGUUUUAAGUGAGUUUUAUAAGUUUUUAAGAUAAAAUAAAUAAGAGGUCUUUUAUUUUUUAUUUUUAACUUUGGAUAAAAGUUCUAAGCGUUUUUGAUCAAUCUACUGAAGCAGUGAAGCGUUUGAAAAAAAAUCCAUAAAAGUAUUUUUAUUGGCCAAAAUAGAUGAAAAUGCACUUGAACCUUCAGCUAGAUCGAUCUAUCCAUGUGUGAGAAUACCACUGAACUUUUGCUUACGACUCAACAGGAUGGAAGUUCUGUUUUAAUAAAUUAAAUGAUAAUUUUUUUUUUAUUCACUAUAAAAACUUGCGUCGACAUAUCAACUGCACUCAACAAUUGAUUAAUAUAAUCUCAGAUGUGUACGCUUAUUGCAGUUAUAUAUUUUGUAACCAACAUUUGACUAUUGAACUUAAUAACAGCUAUAAGCAUCAUUGUACCUGUUAGUGCAUUUAUGCACUUUUUCCAAUUAAAUUCUUUGAAAUCACCGUCAGAAAAUCAAUCAAUAGAUAAAAAUAGUAUAUCACAGAACUAUUAUUUAAAAAAUGAAAACAUUUUUUGUAUUCUGUGCGGAUAAAACUAUAAUUCUCAAAAUUUUUAAAUAAUUUUUUUUUCCAGAUGUUUUAGAGUGACAUUCUAUCCUGGGGUAAUAUUUUACAUAUCAUUCUUGAUGUAACAGAAAAAUUAAUCUUUUAUUUAUUUUCUUAAUUAAAUAAAUUCCUCAAUAUUUUAUUAAUAAAGCACUAUGCAUAUCAUUAGCAUUACAUAUCAGGACGUCUGUGACGCAUAAAUUAAAUUAGAUAUUUAUGUAAAAAAACUCGAAGAAUAUUUUUUAAAUUUACUGGCUAAAAAAAAGGAUAUAAACAAACAAUAUAAUUUUUAUGCAGUUAAAUUUUCAUUAUAGCCAUCUAGUGAAUAAUUUAUUUAUAUAUACUUAUAUUAAUAUAAAAAAGUAUUUCAAUUAUUAGGAUGAAAACAAUAAUAAACAUAUCAAAUUGCUGAAUGCAAUACAUACAUAUCAGUAGCAUUAAUUAAUAAUAAUGACAAAUCAAAUUAAUAAUAUAAUAAUAAGGCCAUACCGUAUAUCAAUAUAAGUAUUUCAUAUACCCUUCUUUUUGCUGUCUAGCUAUAGUUAUAGACAUAUUAAUUAGUAAUUAUUAGAUAUUUAAUAUUUUAGACGAAAUUUAAAUAGUAAAAAUUAAUAUCGAGUUAAUAUUACAAUUACGUUUGUAGGCGAUUACAAUAAUAUUAAAUUUGGAAAACAUAACAAAUAUUUACUGAAAAUUUUUUGGAUUUGCUAUUGAAUAUCCACCAGGAUAAUUAAUUUUAAUUUAAUUUGGGAAAAAUAAUAGAAAAUAAGAUUUUGAUUGAAAAAUACUUUUAUAAAAGAAAUGAGAACGAUCUUUAAAUUAAUUAUUGUUGUGAUUUAAAAUAGGGCCUAAAUCGCAACAAAAUUUUUAAAAGAUCUUUCAACUUAAUAAUGCCUAAGGGUUAAAUCGAAACAUUUUGCUUCUUAUUGACCCUUUAGUAAACUCAAAAGUAUGAUUGUUUCAAUAUUUUACAUCGGAGUUAAUAAGAACAUGAUUACAUAAGCACGGAAUGGCUUGAAGAUUGAUAAGGAAUUUAAAAUAUAUUUAAAUUAAUUAUAAGUGUAUCGUUUUUAACUACAGAUUGUAUUAACUGCUUCUUUAAAUUAUUAUCAAUUUUUUUUACUUGAUUAUAGUAAAAAAUCAGUUUUAAAUAAUUGUAAUUGUAUCUAUUGAUUUGAAUUAUGUCCAUUUAACUUGUAUUGUAUUUAAUUAAUGUUAAUAUUAGUUUACUCAAUAAAAUUAAUUUUGAACCUA
Molecule: messenger RNA, 3575 nt
Organism: Cotesia glomerata
Lineage: Eukaryota; Metazoa; Arthropoda; Insecta; Hymenoptera; Braconidae
Product: prohormone-4
Exons: 4
Coding region: 298-894 (198 amino acids)
Molecular function (GO): protein binding
Source: RefSeq, a predicted model, not a curated record